Molecule: messenger RNA, 895 nt
Organism: Tarenaya hassleriana
Lineage: Eukaryota; Viridiplantae; Streptophyta; Magnoliopsida; Brassicales; Cleomaceae
Product: LOB domain-containing protein 16-like
Exons: 2
Coding region: 113-778 (221 amino acids)
Biological process (GO): positive regulation of DNA-templated transcription; hormone-mediated signaling pathway
Cellular component (GO): nucleus
Source: RefSeq, a predicted model, not a curated record
CAUUUUUUUUUUCUUCUCAAUCUCUGUCCUUUUCGCACCACUUCCUAGUCCCCUCGUGCAACAUCUGUAAUCACUCUCCUUUCGAUAUAUAUACCAUCUGUUUUCCUCGGACAUGGAAUUUUCCGGCGGCUCCGGGACCGGGACGGGAUCGCCGUGCGGCGCGUGCAAGUUCCUCCGGAGAAAGUGCGCGUGGGACUGCGUAUUCGCCCCGUACUUCUCGUCGGAGCAAGGUCCGGCGAGAUUCGCCGCCGUACACAAAGUCUUCGGAGCAAGCAACGUGGCCAAGCUCCUGCUCAACGUUCCCGUCCACGACCGGUGCGAAGCCGUCGUCUCUAUUGCCUACGAGGCGGAGGCUCGUGUCAGUGACCCUGUCUACGGUUGCGUCGCUCAUAUCUUCGCCCUCCAACAGCAGGUAGCUUUCUUGAAAGCACAACUGAUGCAACUGAAGGCUCAACUCGCUCACCACAGCACGGCAACGUCCUUGACCAAUCCACCAAAUAUCUCGGAGAGUCGCCACUUGUGGGAACUAACAAGUGGGUUUCCAACAAGUACUACGACGCCGUACAAUCCCAUAAACCCUAACCUGGUCUCCCCGCAAAGCUCGUUCGAAUCGUUUGAAAAGAGAAACACGAGCAGCCACGUCAUGAGCAUGCAAGAGAUUCGGAGCAGUGGACAUGAUGGUUACUGUGGUUAUCCAGACAAGAAGAGAUUAGCAACUCACUGUAAUAACGAUUUGAGUGAGCUUCAAGCUUUGGCUCUUAGGAUGACGAGGAACUGAUCAAUAUGCAAGCAGAAAGAUAUAUAGAACCUUCCUCUCUUUACAGCAUGAUUUUUUGUUUUACGCGGAUUAUGAAAAAUAAAGUUUCGACUGAUUUAUACAUAAUCCGAAUCUAAA